UCCUGGGAGUGGCUGUAGAACAUUUUGGUCCGGAGACCCUGGUCCAGACAGGACUUGUGAGGGUGUCCCACAGUCUCCACAAUGAGCCUCAUCAUGUCCCGCUCGUCUCUAGCCUGAAACAGAGGAACUCCCAAGAACAUCUCAGCGGCAAUGCAGCCCACGGACCACAUGUCUAUGGCCCCAUUGACAGGGGCCCGGAGGAGGCUCUCUGGAGCUCUGCACACACACAUUAUUGACAAAUGAACAAAUGAUUUCAAACCACAGUUUAAAAUACUUUGAUUAUAGCGAGAACAUACAGGAGUAUGCUACUACAUUAUAGGAUUUAUUCUGAACUGUGUACUGUCGUACCUGUACGGCAGAGUCUGUCUCUCCUUUGUCAGAUCGGCCUUUCUCACUAAACACGCCAGGCCAAAGUCAAUGAUUUUGAUGGACAGCGGCUUCUUCACGUGUUCCUCCAUCAUGAUGUUCUCUGGUUUCAGAUCAGUGUGCAUGAUGCCCUCACGCUGAAGGAACAGGAGAGCUCGGGCCAUCUGCAAGCACACGUUACACACAGGACACAUGUUAGUACAAUAUCACGCUUGAUGACACACUUGAUUAUUUUGUCAAAGUGUGCUGCAGGGGCGUGUGUCUGUACCUGCCAGAUGAUCGGGCGAAUCUCCAUGAGGCUCAGACUCUUAUAGGGCGUCUGGCUGAGAAACUGGGCCAGGCUGAUGUCCAGCUUCUCAAACUCGUGGAAGAAUCUUCCAGAAGACCAAAAGGAGCCGAGCCAGUGCACCAUGUGGACGUGGUGUGCGCCGUGUGCAGAGAGGACCUGGAGGAUCUUCAGCUGUCAAAAAUCAGAUCUAUUCACGGUUAUCUGAUUGUGAGUGAUCUGAUUCUGAGUGAUCACAUUUGUACUGGCCAUGUGAGUGUGCCCUCAUGUAGAUGUGAGAAGAACCUGUGCAAACUGACCUCUUGAAAACAUGCUCUCAGGGCACAUGGGCCUUUCAGGAUCUUGAGCGCCACCGUCCGGUUGGUGGUGCGAUUGUGACAGAGAGCGACAUCUCCGUAGAUCCCUGAGCCCAGCAGACUCUGCAGCUCGUAUACGGUGGAGCUCGUCUCGAUCAGGUCUCCAGACUUCAGUGUGGACGCCAUUAUAUGUGGAGGGUUACAACUGUGUGCAAGUACAAAUACUGACACAGGACACAAGUACAAGCACAGGUCGGAGCUGUGUACAAGUGCAAGUACAGGUGUUGUAAAGGUAGGGGUACAGGUACAGGUAUCCUAAGAGCAGGAGUACAAGUAUCUAGAAACAGGAGCUGUGUAAAUGCAUCUUCACUCUUCAGAGAAACAAAUACAAGUGAGUGGCGAACGCUGAGAAUCAAGCUUAUAGAACAGCUUAUAGAACACGAGUGACCACGGCAACACACAUUUCUAUUGACUUUGCUCAUCAUCGUUUUAAAUCAAAGCAACUCCCCGUUGCCACGACGUUGCCAUGGCGUGUAUGGCAUCGCAUUCCGAAAUCUUCUGAAACUGUUAUAUAAGACCGGUCACUUUUUAUCUGGUCAUUUUCACUGAGACCUUUGGAGUAAACACACACUUUGGAGAGAGCUCAGAACACUUUUUGUUGGAAACCCGUCGUUGGACCAAGUUUGACUUUAGUACAACUAUGUCGUCUUGGGACACUUAUGAGACCUCUGGUGCAGCAGCACCUCAGCACAGUUCAGAGGUCACCAUCGGUCACACCCUGCAGGGCCGGACCGACUCUUACUCCGUCCUGCAGUGGCUUGGUGAGGGCUGCUUUGGCCGCGUAGCCAAGUGCCACGCCAUGGACCAGGACCGGAUUGUGGCUGUUAAGCUCCUCAAAGAGCAACAGUUUAAGGAGAAGGAGCACGAGGUGUCCAUGAUGGAGGAGCUCAGUGUCCUCGACCCCAGCCACACAAACAUCGUGUGCUUUGUGGAGCAGUUCGAGGUCAUGGGCCUUCACUGUCUGGCCUUUGAGAUGCUGGAAGUGGACCUCUAUUCGUUCAUGUCAAACAGGAACUGGGUACCACUCCAGCUAAAUGAGAUCCGGCCUAUUGCCCACCAGUUGUUGGUGGCUCUAGAUGCACUAAAAGGGCUUGGUAUCGUACACACCGAUAUCAAGCCCGAUAACAUCAUGUUCGUUGACCUGCAGGAGCACUCUUUAAGGGUCAAAUUAAUUGACUUUGGAGAGGCCAGGAAGGCCUCCCGAGUCCAGCUGGGGGCCACGCUCCAGCCGUGUGGAUCCAGAGCUCCUGAGGUCACACUCGGUCUUCCGUACACGGAGGCCAUUGAUGUGUGGGGGGUUGGCUGCAUUCUAGCCUUUCUCUAUCUGGCUGACAACCUGUUCCCAGUCACUUGUGAGUACCAAGCGGUAAAGCGCCUGGUGACUUUACUGGGUAUGCCACCUGACCACCUGCUAGAGGCUGGACUCCAUAGCAAGAACUUCUUUACCUAAGUCCAGUCCUCGAACGGCGCAGCAUGGAGACUUCUGACAGCUGAAGAAUAUGCUGCCAAAUACGAAACCACCACUCAAGAGGAAAGCACCUACUUUGAAGUCCCCAGCUGCUUGGACAGCCCUGUCUGUAACCCUCCUGAUAACUCCAACGCCAAGGUAGAGGACAGGAAGGCCUUCCUUGACCUCCUGAAGGGGA
Molecule: messenger RNA, 2654 nt
Organism: Boleophthalmus pectinirostris (great blue-spotted mudskipper)
Lineage: Eukaryota; Metazoa; Chordata; Actinopteri; Gobiiformes; Gobiidae
Product: homeodomain-interacting protein kinase 1-like
Exons: 7
Coding region: 1649-2458 (269 amino acids)
Biological process (GO): smoothened signaling pathway; intrinsic apoptotic signaling pathway in response to DNA damage by p53 class mediator; peptidyl-serine phosphorylation
Cellular component (GO): PML body; cytoplasm; nucleus
Molecular function (GO): transcription corepressor activity; protein tyrosine kinase activity; SMAD binding
Source: RefSeq, a predicted model, not a curated record